This is a messenger RNA of Sycon ciliatum, 2151 nucleotides long. RefSeq lists its product as uncharacterized. Gene Ontology annotation, molecular function: nucleic acid binding. Gene Ontology annotation, biological process: DNA integration. The coding region runs from base 1 to 2151 and encodes 716 amino acids. The record is from RefSeq and is a predicted model, not a curated record. The transcript has a single exon. Lineage: Eukaryota; Metazoa; Porifera; Calcarea; Leucosolenida; Sycettidae.
AUGGAUGCACUCCAGGAUGUCCGAGUUCACCGGUGUCUUCAACGCGAUGAGGAGGUGGUGGAGACUCAGCUACAUGUAUUCUGCGAUGCCUCGCAAGAUGCAUAUGGAGCAGUCGCUUAUCUCUGUCAUGUGUACCAGGAUGGUUCGAGGUCCAGUCGAUUCGUCAUGGCUCGAGCCAAAGUGGCGCCGUUAUCAGCUGUUAGCAUCCCCCGACUAGAGCUAAUGGGAGCAGUCAUCGGAUGUCGUCUUGGUGUGUCCGUAGCCAAGACACUCGCCAUCGCAAUGGAGAAUGUCGUGUUCUGGAGUGACAGCAUGGAUGUCCUGUGGUGGAUAAGGAACAGCAGCCGGGUCUUCAAGCCAUUCGUGGCCAACCGCGUCGGUGAGAUCCAGGCUUCUUCCUCGCCUAGUCAGUGGUUCUACGUUCCGACGGCGGUGAAUCCAGCUGACAUCCUGUCACGAGGAACAUCAAGCGCUACUAUCGUGAUGAAUGUGCUGUGGUGGAACGGUCCGUCAUAUCUCGUUCAGAGCAUCGAAGAACGGCCACAGCAGCCCGAGGGAUUCAAAGUUCCAGCUGCACCAGAGGUCCGCACGAAGGCCAAACCACCCGAAGAAGGUCAGCAACACCACCAAGUGACAUGUGUGUCUUUCCUCUCGACACGCGAGUGGGUUCUGGCGCCUGAACGAUUCUCUUCGCUUCAGCGGCUGGUCCGCUUGACGGCGUGGGUGCUGCGCUUUUCCUCAAACUGCCGAAUCCCAGCCACGCAGAGACAGUAUGGUCAGCUGACGGUCGAGGAAGUCGAAGACAGCCUCCAGGCCAUUAUUCGGUCAAGCCAGAAGGACGCCUUUGCUGAAUAUUCGUCACUGCAGAAGGGCAAACCAUUACCGGCAACCAGUCCACUGAGCAGCCUGACCCCGUUCUUGGAUGAAGUUGGUGUGAUGAGAAUGACAGGACGGCUCCAAGAGGCACAGUAUCUCAGUCAAGACGCCAAGCACCCGAUCAUCUUGCCGCGGUCUUGCUGGAUAACACAGCUAGUGAUCAGAGACCAGCAUGAGGCAGACCACCACGUCGCAGGUACAGCUCACACUAUGGCAGUCCUCAUGAGGAAAUAUUGGAUCGUGGCGAUUCGAGAAGCCAUCCGGGAGUACGAACGUUCCUGUGUGAAGUGUCAAUUUCGGAAAGCACAACCAGCCACACAGAUCAUGGCACCAUUGCCCAAGAUCCGGUUGAAGGAGCCUCUCCACGCUUUCAGUCGCGUGGCCGUCGACUUUGCUGGACCAUUCGCAACGGUACAGGGUCGAGGGCAACGACGAGCUAAGCGGUAUUUGUGCGUCUUCACCUGCUGUCUUUGUCGUGCUGUGCAUCUGGAAAUGGCCACAGGUUUGGAUACCGACAGCUUUCUGAACGCCUUUCAACGAAUGUGCAACCGCCGAGGUGUUCCUGCUGAAGUGCUCUCGGACAAUGGUACGAACUUCGUCGGGGCUAAUCGUGAGCUAUCGGAGAUCUUCACCGAGCAGGAGCAACACGUCCUGGAGCACAGCGCUACCAUGAAGAGGAUCAAGUGGCAUUUCAUCCCUGCCCAGACACCACACUUUGGAGGCGUUCACGAAAGUAUGGUAAAAGCAGCAAAGAAGGCUAUUUACCAUGUUCUACAGCAGGCAUCAAUCACCGAUGAGGAGCUGCGAACAGCAUUCUGCAGCGCAGAGGCGCUACUCAACUCUCGUGCAAUUGUUCCUCCCUCUAGUGACAGCCGCGACGACUUGCCACUCACACCGAAUCACUUCCUGGUUGGACGCAUUGAGCACUAUCAUCUUGCCGUCGAGUCACCGUGUCUUCGGCGCCGCUGGCAACACGUCCAAAUGCUUGUAUCCCAUGUCUGGCGAAGGUGGAUGCAGGAGUGGAUACCAGCCCUGAAUCGUCGCUCCAAGUGGUGGAAAGAGUACCCGGAUCUCAGUGUCGGUGACAUCGUCCUCGUUGUGUCAGCUGAUACCCCCCGUGGCAGGUGGCCUCUUGGACGGGUGUUGGAGGUCUACCCUGGUUCUGACGGCAGAGUGCGUGUCGCUAAGCUCCAGGUCGGAGGCAAGCAGGUAACCAGGUCAGUUGUACGGCUAUGUCCGGUUGUGAAAGGCAGACAGUCCGUACGCACGUUUUAG